CCAGUGGCGGAACACGGCCCGGGGGUCGGGGCACGUUUUCUAAUUUCGGCCUUACGUGCAACCCCACCUAGCGGCAACGGAAGGACAUACAACUGCAAGUGGAGAUAUUUGAUCUUGCCAAAUACAACGCGUGGCGGCUGCGCCCUAAAGCAGGUGUUGUAAUCGGGCUUAGGGUUCAGAGGGUCCCGGGACGAGGAAGGACGGGUAUGGUCACCGCGGAGGGUCGACGAAGAAGGCGGGCCCAGGGUGGCGGACUGCGGUACUCGCACUGACGGCCCUCGGGGCCUGGAGCAUGUUCCUGCGGAGAAGCCGCUGGGCAAUCGGCGGCUUGGGCAGGGUGCUAAGCGGACCGGUGAGAGCAGGCACCGGGGAGCUGCGGCCAGGCCUAAGCCUCAGCCUCCACGAACGGACCUCCUCGCUUCUGCACGGGUGGGACUGCCGGCCGCAGGGCUCGGCCGCGCUCCCCUUCCUGGCAGCCGGGCCUGGAUCAGGACUCCGGUUCACGGUCACCUGGCCCCGUCCUGUGUCCGGCCGAAGGCCAUGGUGCUGCGCCUUCCUCCGGAAGCAGGUGGGUCCCGAAGUCGGGCCCGCCCGCCGCUACGGAGCCGGGAAACCCGCUCCUAAGAGACAAGCCGCCGAGCCCUGCUCGUACACUGGGCCCGGAGAGAAGGGAGAAGAGCGAGCGGCGGCGGCCGCCGCUGGGUCUCCAGAGCUGUAUGAAAAUCCAUGGACAAUUCCAAACUUACUAUGUAUGGCGAGGAUUGGCUUAUCACCCUAUUUGGGCUACCUGAUUGUAGGAGAAGAAUUCAAUUUAGCCCUUGGUCUUUUUACAUUGGCGGGCAUUACUGAUCUGUUGGACGGUUACAUUGCACGAAACUGGGCUAAUCAGAAAUCGGCUUUGGGGAGCGCCCUGGACCCGUUAGCAGAUAAAAUUCUGAUCAGCAUUCUGUACAUCAGUCUCACUUGUGCUGAACUCAUUCCAGGACCAUCUGGAUCACAUAAGCUGAUUGAAAAUAAAGCUCCUCUUACUGUUAUGGUCCUUUUGCGAGAUGUUAUCUUGGUUGCAGCUGGUUUCUAUAUUAGAUACCGAACGGUUCCAACACCAAGGACACUGAGCAAGUAUUUCAACCCAUGUUAUGCUACUGCCCAAUUAAAACCAACAUUUAUCAGCAAGGUUAACACAGCGGUUCAACUUGUACUAGUGGCUGCAUCACUAGCAGCUCCAGUUUUUCAGUUUGUGGACAGCAUGUUCCUUCAUACUUUAUGAUAGGUGACCAGAAGUGUACACAAUUCUGCAAAUUGGGCCUCACCAGCAUCUUAUACGACUUCAGCAUGACAUCCCAAUUCCUGCACCAAGGAGCUGAUUAUUGACUUCAGGAGGAAGAAACCAGAGGUCCAUGAGCCAGUCUUCAUCGGGGGAUCAGAGGUGAAAGAGGGUCAGCAACUUUAAAUUCCAUAGUGUUACCAUUUCAGAGGAUCUGUCCUGGGUCCAACAGAGAAGUGCCAUUAUGAUGAAAGCACAGCAGCCUUUCUACUUUGAAGUUUGCAAAGACUUUACAUGUUAUCUAAAAUUUGACAGACUUUUAUAGAUGUGUGGUGAGACUUUAUUGACUGGUUGCAUCGCAGUCUGAACACCAAUGCCCUUGAAUGGAAAAACCUACAAAAAGUAGUUGAUAUGGCCGAGUCCAUCAUAGAAGAAACCCUCCCCACCAUUAAGCACAUUUACAUGGAGUGCUGUUGGAGGAAAGGCACAUCGAUCAUCGAGGACCCCCGCAAUCUAGGCAUGCUCUGUUCUUGUUGCUGCCAUCAGGAAGAGGGUACAGAAGCUCCAGGACUCACCAUCAGGCCCUUGUACUAAAGGAAGAAUUUCACUCAACUUCACCCGCACCAUCACUGAACUGUUCCCACAGCCUAUGGACUCACUUUCAAGACUCUUUAUCUCACUUUCUCAAUAUUUAUUGUUUAUUUAUUAUAAUUACUUCCUUUUUUGUAUUUGCACAGUUUGUUGUAUUUUGCACAAGAAGUACAUAUAUAUCAUUAUAUACAACUGAGAUUCAUUUUCUUGAAGGGAUUCACAGUAAAUAGUGGAAACACAAUAGAAUUAAUGAAAGACUGCACCCAACAUGACAGACAAACAUUGUCUGCAAAUCCCCACCAGAAAAUGAAUCCCAGGGUUGUAUAUGAUGAUAUAUAUGUACUGUGAUAAU
Mobula hypostoma (lesser devil ray) is the source of this 2207-nucleotide messenger RNA. It is a transcript of the gene crls1, whose product is annotated as cardiolipin synthase 1. The record is from RefSeq and is a predicted model, not a curated record. Gene Ontology annotation, molecular function: cardiolipin synthase (CMP-forming) activity. The transcript is spliced from 8 exons. Gene Ontology annotation, biological process: cardiolipin biosynthetic process. Gene Ontology annotation, cellular component: membrane; mitochondrion. The coding region runs from base 293 to 1267 and encodes 324 amino acids. Lineage: Eukaryota; Metazoa; Chordata; Chondrichthyes; Myliobatiformes; Myliobatidae.